Drosophila bipectinata is the source of this 1815-nucleotide messenger RNA. RefSeq names its product PDZ_signaling and DUF4749 domain-containing protein Zasp66 (gene Zasp66). Gene Ontology annotation, cellular component: Z disc; stress fiber; adherens junction. NCBI's taxonomy places the organism in Eukaryota, Metazoa, Arthropoda, Insecta, Diptera, Drosophilidae. The record is from RefSeq and is a predicted model, not a curated record. Gene Ontology annotation, molecular function: actin binding; muscle alpha-actinin binding. Gene Ontology annotation, biological process: muscle structure development; actin cytoskeleton organization.
UACUUGAGCAGCUUUGCGAUCGAACAAAACGCUUAACGGACUGCAAUAUCGCGCCUUCAGCGCCUCGGGGCAACCCCAACAAAAAAAAAAUAAUAAAAAUUAUAAAAUAAACAAAUACCCAAAAUCGCAUGAGCUUGUAGGAUCCGGUCCAGCAGGAUGAGCCCCAAGCUGCAUGAGUUCGCGGUGGUGUUGCAACGCGAUGGCCAGGCCACACCCUGGGGCAUUCGCCUGGUGGGCGGCAACGAUCUGGACACGCCACUAAUCAUCACCAGGGUGCAGGUGGGCAGCCCGUCAUAUGGGGAGCUUCUUCGCGGCGAUAUCAUAGCCAAGAUCGGCGAGUACGAUGCACGCGACUUGAGUCAUGCUGACGCCCAACAGCUGUUCCGUGGGGCUGGCAACGACAUCCGAUUGGUGGUGCACAGGGACAACAAAAUCGCGUACACGCAAGGCGUUGGCCAGGAAGCUGGCCCCGGAUCCCGUAGCAACUCUACUCUGCCGCCGGCCAGUCCGGAUCUCUUGCCCCACCGUGGACCAUCGCCGUUUUUGCCCGGACCCAGUCACUUUGAGCGGGCCCUUCAGUUGCCCGUGGACACUCUGCCUCAGACUGUGUUUCCCCAGCUAAACGCGUCGGGAGGAUAUGAGAUUCCGUCGAGUGUGUUCUCACCAAAGCCGACAAGGGAUCAUCAGCAGGAUGUGGAUGAGGAGCAGGCUGCCAUUGUGAACCAGCCCUACCGAACAACUCCUCUGGUCCUGCCGGGCGCUAAAGUGAAGAAGGAUGCGCCCACGACAGAGUCCUACCUGAGGCACUACCCCAACCCGGCUGUGCGCGCCCAUCCAGGACACGACUACCAUGACAGUAUCAUGAAGCAGCGCGUGGCCGACACCAUGCUGCACAAGGUUGUUGGCUCCGAGGCCGACACUGGCCGCGUCUUCCACAAGCAAUUCAACUCGCCCAUCGGUCUGUACUCCAACAGCAACAUCGAGGAUACCAUCAGGACAACAGUUCCCUUCGCCACAAGCGAAAGCAAUCGCUUGAAGGACAGUCCUUUGCAUCGUCCUUUGCCAACAAAACUUAACGGCUAUAAGAAAACUGUCGUGUACGAUCCCAGGAACAGCGAUACCUACAGAGCCAUCCAAGAGGAGGGCGGCUACAGCAACUAUGGCACUUCUUCGCCACAGGAAGUGACCAUUCCUGUGCAGACCAAGGUCUACCAGCCGAAUAGAUUGGUUCCAGGAAAGAAACCAGUAUCAGCGCCAGUAUCCCGGCCGCCGUACAAUGUGGUAAACACCCACGACGAGAACAUACGCCAGAGCGGCUCUUUCAAUCGUCUGAUGUACAGCGUUAUUGGUGCCACCGACUACUAGAUGUUGCAGCAGCAGCAUCGACACUAGCAACAUCAACAUCAACACCGACAACAUCUGCAAUAGUUGGCACCGACAGUUGUUUAUCUCCUAACAUAUUUAGCGGAUUUUUAUGAAAUUCUAUUUAACUUAAUAAAUUAUAUGAAGAACGAACAAAAAACAAGAAAUUGUGAAACACUAACAAGCUUAAUGAUAAAUUGGUUUGGUAAAUGAAAUCGGAUUUGAAAUAAAUAUAUAUAUGAUAUACACAUUAACUCUACCACCUCAAUUCUAAAAUAAAAAACAAUUAAAUUACACUUAGCAGGAGCUUUGAUUUACAAUUACCUUAUGUUUAUGCUGAUUCUGAGUUAAAAAUCAUGAGAUUUUUUUAACUACGAGUGAUUCUAGUCAUGGAAUGUAAUAGGUGUAAAUAAUGUUUUAAUUAAUAAAUGUGACUUUGAUUGGAAAAAGAAA